CAUUCAAACCAGUACUCUGUUAAUUUCAAGCCAAGUUAUAUGAUGGGCCUGAUGUUAUUUUUUUUCACACUCACGUGAAUAUUGUUAUGAAGACACUGCUAAGGAUUAUUUUCAUUGAGAGGAAAUUCAGCGCAGCGGGACGUACAAGUUCGCCACGUAGCUAGGAGAGUGUGAUAUCAGUGUAUUGUGCAUUUUGACAAAGAAUGGACGCGUUGUUUAUCUUUCCUUACCAGAGUCAUUCAGGUUGAUGCCAAUUCUGCAAAUGGUAGCUGAAGGUCUCUGUAAUUGUGACAAAAGAAAAGAGGAAAGAAAAUAAUGAUAUCAAGAAGUCAAUUGCCAUACAGAAAAGGUCAUCUUUUUAUUGAAUCACUGAAAGAAGAAACUCAUGUUUUUGAUGGGGUACAUCUUUAGUGGCAAGCAAUCAUUAAGAGAGGUUUAGAGAAAUGCAGUAAACUUGUGAUGGGACUUGGAUAUUUGUGAUGAUACAUCUUAUUUGUGCAAAUGUGACGUACCUGCCACUGUUUUAAAGAUUUUUAGGGUGAUCAAAAAACCUGUGAUACACAAAAAGUGCAAGUAAAGUCUAAUUUCCAUUCUUUACAUUUGGAAAUACAUGUACUGUAUAUCACUACUGGUAACAUAUUUACCUCUAUACACCAUUUUUUGUUAACAUUUUACGGGUAAAAGAUAUUCAUUUUGAACAAAAAUUUUUAAGUUCUCAAUAUUUUGCCACAAAAUUAUGCACUUUUUCCACUGACCACUAUGUGUAGAAGAAAAAUGCCAAGGGACAUACUCAAACUAUCGGGGGCAUUUCUACUGGGAUUCCUCACCAGUUAUUUAAUUAACUCUACAGUCCCUUGCCCUGGUGGGGGAGAUCUCGCUGACCUUGAAUCCAAGCAAGAACCUGAGAUAAAACUGUGUCAAAAUGAACGAAACAGUGUGCAAUUACGCGAGGCCUACACGCCUUCCACUCUUUUUGAUGUAAUACGAUACGAAUACUUCACUGAUCGCCAUAUAUAUGGAGAGUUUGACAGUGACCCAAGAAUCGGUUUUCUAGGUCACCACAAGGGGGACUUGACCCACAUUCUAGAGCAACUGUCAUCAUUGUAUCAUGGAGCUAAGGGAUAUGAUUGGUUCCUGAAAAAGAUAAUCGAUGGUUAUCGACGCUUUGAUCCAAAUCGAGGAGAAGAGUAUGUCUUAAAUGUUGAACUGAGGAAUACGCAUGAUCAGUCCAAAAAGGACGUACAGAGAUUUGAGGUGGUUAAACCAUUCAGUACGGCUCACUUACUUAACAUAAAACCAUACCAGAGCUCUGAGACAGUUCACUUUAUCCUUCCCAUUUCAAAAGUGACAAAUCGUCUGAGAACUUUUCUGAAAUCUUUCGAGGAAACUUUUUUAAAGCCCAAAGAGGAGGUUCAUCUGCUUCUUGUUGUCAUGGAGUUCAACUUUCAGGCAAAGGAGGGGGACGGAGUGAUUGUACGCAACCUGGUGAAGGAUUUGAGAAUCCGGUAUCCUCAACACAAAGUCACCAUGUUGCAGACCAAGCGGCCAUUUUCUCGUGCCUUAGGUAUCGACCUUGGAACAAAGCAACUCCCAGAAGAGGCUCUCAUGUUCUUCUGCGAUGUUGAUGUGACACUGAAGCGGGACUUCCUUGACCGUUGCCGUAGCACUGCCGUACAUGGCCGCCAAGUUUACUACCCGAUCGUGUUCUCCCAGUAUGAUCCAGAGCUUGCCAAAGGAUAUUCUCCCGUCACCAAGGUCAAGGAUUUGCUGGAUAUCAAUAAAUAUACAGGGCACUGGAUAACUUAUGGUUUUGGAAUGGUGUGUCUCCAUCAAGCUGACUACCGCAGAGUGGGCGGGUUUGACCUGUCAAUCACUGGUUGGGGCGGGGAAGAUGUUGAUUUGUAUUUGAAACAUGUAAAAAGUGAUCUGAAGGUCUUCCGUGCUAUGGAUCCAUCCCUAAUCCACGUUUAUCACAGCAGGUCAUGUGACCCAAAUCUGACCAAGGAGCAACUGAGGAUGUGUAUUGAUUCCAUGGCCGAAGGAUAUGGCUCCAAGACGCAACUUGCCAAAAUGGUUCUUCGGAACAAAAUGAUGCCUCAGAAUGACGAAUAAGUGGGUUUUGGGUUUGACAUAUUAAGCAGCUCUUAUUUCAGUCCCAAUAACUGAGAUAACAUUUGUAUGCUAGAGGAAGAUGUAAGUCUUCAAUUUAAAUGUGCUAAAUGUCUAAUUAUUUUCUACACAAAAUAUUCAUUAUAUAUAGUUAUUAUUAAGUUCCUGUUAGCAGAGGAUGUAUGUGUACUUUUUUUAGUCAUAGUUAAAACUGGAAGUUCGGAGUCCAGCAAAGAAUUUUACCAGCUGCGUUAUGCAUUUAAGAUGACAAUGAUGAUUUCUUUAAACAAGAACUAAAUCUCAGAGGUAUUACUACAGUCCAAUAUUUCAGAGUCUAGCAAGGCACCAUCAGAGAAUGCAGCUAUAGGGGUUGUAAUAGUUACUGUAACAACCCUUCUUUUUAGCACUUGUUUUAUGAAUCUAUAAUUAAUGCAGUUUCAGAGUUUGGAGGCAGUUUAUUCUAAUGCUCAAAGUGCCAAUGAAUUACUCUUUGCUUAAGUUACCAGUGUUUUCCAUCGUUGUCUUCCAGCUUUUUUCUAAUAGGAUAAUAUACAACAGGGGAGAUUUUAGGCCAGUACAUCCAUACUUCUUGUAGAUAACAUUAGUUGAAAAUGGGGAGGGAGGAGUGGGAAGGUGUGGCACAUACUCUCCAACCCUCUUUUAUCCUCUGCUCUCCCCUGCCCUCCCAAAAUAAAUAAAUAAAUAAAUAGUAGAAAAAAAUAAAAACAGUGUAGCAAGCAAAAUGAGACUUAAAUUCAUCCCUGUGCAUUACGUGUUAUAGUAAAAUUGUCUUUAUGAAAUAUUCAUAUUUUCAAGGCUUCACGAAACCCGGGUUUGGCCAAAGAACACGUAAAAGCUACAGCUGUAGAUAUAGUGGUCAGUCUGUAGACUAUUUGUCAGCAUGUAGUUUAUAUUUAAGCAAUAUCUUUUGUUAAAGCAUCGCAGUAUGUAUUUACUUUGUAACAAAGAUUCAAUAAGUGAACAGUCCAGUCCUAAGUUAGGGCAAUAUAUAACUUAUACCCGGGUCUUAGGCAAUGUUCAUAUUAAUCUCAGCUAAUACUAGUUUAUGGGUAAAAUUUAAAAUGCUUCCCACAAGUUUUGUUUUAGAUGAGCUUUAUAAAUCUAGUCACUAGGUGCCAAAUAAUGGAGUCUACACCUUUAAUAAAUAAUAUUAUCAGACGAUCAGGGUAUUAAAAAUUUGUUUUUUUUUCUUUUUUUUACUUUACACAUUUACUCAAUGCGACUAGGAUCCAACAAAUCCUAGAUUGUGAUAAGAAACGAGGCUAAAAAUAUUGCAUUAUUUUAUAUCUUGUGCAGUAGACAAUUAUUAUUAUUACAAUCAACAGAGUCACAUAGAUGUUGCCUAAAAAUUAAAAUACAUACAUCUACUUUUGUGAUAUUAUUUUCUGUCAAAAUUGUCAGAAAUGUGAUUCCUUGUAAUUUAUUUGUGAAGUCAUUUUGCACAAAAUAUACAAAAGUGCCCUCCAGCGUUUAGAUUAAGUGUAUUUGUUUGUGUGUUUGUUUGUUUACUCACACACUAUUUCUAAAUAUAUUCAUUGUCAAGGGCUUGUUUAGAAAGUACUGUGUGAUAAACUGCAAACUGUGGAAUAAGUAUUUGCAGUUGUUCAGCAAUCAGAGUUCUACACAAAAAGAAGGCAAUCAGAUGUUUAUCUUUGCUUUAAUAAUUAUUUAUACAUAUUUGUGAUACGCAAAAGCUGUAGGCCAAAGAUUUAUAUCAGAAUAUCAUGGCAUACUAAUAAGAAAAUUAAAUAGUGCUCACAUUUUUUUCAGUGUCAGCUGCUUCAUACUAUAAAAGAAAUUGUCAAAAUGCUUGUUUAAGUAACAAAGUUAAGAGGAGUGAUUGAAAAAAAA
This is a messenger RNA of Lingula anatina, 3981 nucleotides long. Its product is annotated as chondroitin sulfate synthase 1. Lineage: Eukaryota; Metazoa; Brachiopoda; Lingulata; Lingulida; Lingulidae. Gene Ontology annotation, cellular component: Golgi cisterna membrane. The record is from RefSeq and is a predicted model, not a curated record. Gene Ontology annotation, molecular function: glucuronosyl-N-acetylgalactosaminyl-proteoglycan 4-beta-N-acetylgalactosaminyltransferase activity.